AAUCCUCUUCAGCCGCUUUGUUGCAGCAGAUACGGUUGCAUUAGAUGUAGGCCUGCUUUACAAAUGAUCACCCAUAAGAUGUGAUGCAUAAUGUACACGUCUUUACAAUAUGAAGGAAAAAAGGCGCCAUGAGACAGUAUGUUGUGAAGAAACUGCUCAAGAAAUGUAACAAAUGGGUUAAACGAACCCGGUCACUGAAAAAGAAAAAAACAUAAUCCUUAUUCUGAAUUUUAUGUUCUGUCUCAGAUAUAAUCCAGAAAAUAAUCAAGACUGGAGACAUCAGACGGAGGAGUUCUUAAUCUUACACCAAACAGGACAGAUGGCUCCUCAAUCGAGCCACAGGGGCCACGGGACACUGCAACAAUGUGCAGCAUGACUUGUUUUCCUGUGACAGACUCAUCUCAUCUACAUACAAUAUAUAAACAGGAUACAGUUAGAAAGCAGAAGCAAAAAAGGUGUAGGAAAAAGCCACCAAUGAAAGACUUUUACACGCGAUAUAAACUCCUCCAACAGGUGGCAGUCGGUACCAGCACACGCUGACACGCGGAUUGCUAAAUGACAACAGCUGGUGUGAUUUCAGCGGUUUCCUCGUGGAUCGUACAGCCGAGAUGUGGAACUCUAAUCAAUUGCGACCAGAAACACCAGCGUGCUCGUGUUCUCAAAGACCCAUGUUUUCCUCAUUAGCACGAAGUCCACUAUCUGCACUUUGCAUUCCUUUAAAGUCCCUCUCCUCGGCCGUGACUCCUCCCGCCGUGUUGAACUUUGAGACCUGCUCGAAAGCAAACGCCUCGGACCGACGUCGUCGUUCUUAGUGGCGCAUUAAAAGGCAGCGGGCUUCUAACAUGCCUCGCGUCACACACACGCGCGUUUAGCAGAUGCACACUUUUUUUUAUUUGUAGGCCUAUGUAGACUUUUAUUUCUUAAAAGAAGUCAAACAACAACGUGUCAACCAUGAGGCCGCCGGUGGAAUUCUGCGUGUUGGUGCUUUCUCUCCUGGCUCCUGGAGUUCUGUACGUCAUGAACAACAUCCCUGCGCUUCAGGAACCUCUUCCUAUCCUUGGAAUAGGAAUGGUUGUCCUGGGUUUUGUCCUCCUCCUCCUCCUCAUUACUGUGCCAACCAAGAUGAACGUGGACCCCUUAUUCUAUGUAUUUGCAGUGUUUCCCUUCACCUGCAUGGCGGGCCUGACGAAUGCUCUCGAGCACGAUGGGUUCAUCUCCGGCUUCAUGGGUUUCUACAUAAAGAUGGGUGAGCCUCAUCUAAGUACCGCCUACGCUGUGAUGAUGUCUUACUGGGAAGGCCUCGUUCACUUGGUCCUGUUCCUCACCAUCAUCCACCGCAUGUUCAGAGGGAAGUCCUAUCGUAGCCUGGGGCUGCUGUGGGCGGGCUCUUCGAUCGCCCAUCAAAUGGUUCACAUCCCAGGAGUGGUCAUUGGUAAAUACGGGGCUAACAUUCGACCAGCCUUCUGGAGGAACGUCCCCUUCUUUUUGGUGCCUUUCUGGGCGGCCUCUCUGCUCUUCAGCCGCCCUAGAGAGGUUCCGGUCAUCCCAGCAGACAAGAUUUCGGCGGAGCAGAAGAAAGGUCUGCUGUCUCGACCUGUUGACCUGCUUCUGUCUGUUCUGUUACUUGGAGCAAUGGCCUUCUCCGUUUUCAGAGGCUUUGUGGUGCUGGACUGCCCUCUAGACACCUGUUUCACCUACGUCUACCAGUACGAGCCCUACCUCAAAGACCCAGUUGGCUUUCCAAGGGUUAUGAUGCUGGUGUAUUUGUUCUACGCUCUGCCUCUGCUGACUGUCUUCACCUAUGGUCUGAAGACACCUGGAUGCAGCUGGAUGUUGGACUGGACAAUCUUCUUUGCUGGGGCCAUGGCUCAGGCCCAGUGGUGCCAUAUCGGAGCGUCUCUGCACUCCCGCACUCCCUUCACAUACCGAGUCCCCGCAGACAAAAGGUGGCCUGUUAUCACCCUAAAUGUGCUGCUGGCUGCCGUGCCGGCUCUGUUGGCCCUGCGCUGCCACACGAACCCCACUUAUUUUAUGAAAGCUGUUCCCGAGGGGCGGACCAACAAUGAGAAGAAGAAGAACUAGACCACACACACACACCAGGAAUGACGGGGAAUACUUCACGCUGAGACGAGGCUCAUGUUUUCUGGAGACUCUUUGGCAUACAAACUGAAUUAAACACAAGUGUUCAACCCAAAAUCCAAAGAAAGUCCCAGAACAUUAUUGAGUCGACUGUUCACAAUGAGUCGCGUCAUGCAGCAGUAGCACUCCCUGCAUGAACUGUUGGACUCUGAUAAGAAGGCUGUUGAUGGAGUGGAGGAUGUGCUCAGCUUUCAGGUGACUCACGCAGAUAUCCAGUUGGUAUCUUCCCAAACUGAGACUAUUAACCUGGAUCAUGCCGCUGGCCACGCCUCUGGAAGAUAGCAGUCGUCCUUCUGCGUCUUUCUAUCCACAACACAGCUGGAAGUUUAUUUUUACUUGACAGUUUUUAUUAAAAACGGAGUAUUUUUCAUCAGACUAACUGAACGCUGAUAAGGGAGAUAAAGCCGAUGUUAAUAAAGUGCAGAACUAGAUGAAGGAGAAACUCCACCUGGUGCCUUUUUAUAUUGUGUAAAAUAUUUGACGAUCCAAAAGCCCAACGUGGCAUCUUCAAAUUGUUUGGUCGAACCAACAGUUCAAAACGAAACAAUAUUCUACUUGCAAUAAUAUAAAAUUGAGCAAAGCGGCAUAUCCUUCAACUUAAUUGACUAUCAAAAUCAAUUUAUAGAUUAUUCAAUUUCAGCUCUAUUCGUGAAUGCAUCUUUUCUUUUUUGUUUCAUGUUCUACUGUAUUUUGUACAAUAAAUAAAAACGGAGCACCACUUUCCUUGUGUAUUAAAAUGGGAAACGGAU
This is a messenger RNA of Pseudoliparis swirei, 2888 nucleotides long. It is a transcript of the gene tm6sf2a, whose product is annotated as transmembrane 6 superfamily member 2a. The transcript is spliced from 10 exons. Gene Ontology annotation, biological process: lipid homeostasis; regulation of lipid metabolic process. Bases 952 to 2082 code for a protein of 376 amino acids. Gene Ontology annotation, cellular component: endoplasmic reticulum membrane; endoplasmic reticulum-Golgi intermediate compartment membrane. The record is from RefSeq and is a predicted model, not a curated record. NCBI's taxonomy places the organism in Eukaryota, Metazoa, Chordata, Actinopteri, Perciformes, Liparidae.